Molecule: messenger RNA, 3369 nt
Organism: Jaculus jaculus (lesser Egyptian jerboa)
Lineage: Eukaryota; Metazoa; Chordata; Mammalia; Rodentia; Dipodidae
Gene: Rassf5
Product: Ras association domain family member 5
Exons: 6
Coding region: 1-1245 (414 amino acids)
Biological process (GO): signal transduction
Cellular component (GO): nucleus
Source: RefSeq, a predicted model, not a curated record
AUGGCCAUGGCGUCCCCGGCCAUCGGGCAGCGUCCCUACCCGCUCCUCUUGGACCCCGAGCCGCCGCGUUAUCUGCAGAGCCUGAGCGGCCCGGAGCCGCCGCCUCCGGGUCGCUGCGUCCCCGCGUCCCUAUGCCCGGCGUCCGGGACGUACGAGGGGCGCGGUGGCCGGAGGACGGCCCAGGGGAACCCCGAGCCCCGACCCCAGCCCCGGGCCACGAGACCAGCUCGACCUCUCAGGCCGGGUCUGCAGCCGAGAUUGCGGCGGCGGCCAGGGGCGCCCCGGCCCCGCGACGUGCGGAGCAUCUUCGAGCAGCCGCAGGAUCCCCGCAUCCCGGGCGAGCGGGGCGACGGCCACCGCUUUGCGGAAUGGGCGCUCCGGGGCGGUCCCGGCUGGUGCGACCUGUGCGGACGCGAGGUGCUGCGGCAGGCGCUGCGCUGCGCUCACUGUAAAUUCACCUGCCACCUGGAGUGCCGCCACCUGAUCCAGCUGGACUGCAGACAGCAGGAGGGCCCAGCCAGGGACAGACCCUCUCCAGAAAGCACCCUCACCCCCACCUUCAGCCAGAAUGUCUGUAAGGCAGUGGAGGAGACGCGGAGCCCACCCACGCUGCGGGAGAUCAAGCAGAAGAUCGACAGCUACAACAGCCGGGAGAAGCACUGCCUGGGCAUGAAGCUGAGUGAAGACGGCACCUACACAGGUUUCAUCAAAGUUCAUUUGAAACUUCGACGUCCAGUGACAGUGCCCGCGGGGAUCCGGCCCCAGUCCAUCUAUGAUGCCCUCAAGGAAGUGAACCCGGCAGCCACCACAGACAAGCGCACGUCCUUCUACCUGCCACUGGAUGCCAUCAAGCAGCUGCACAUUAGCAGCACCACCACCGUCAGCGAGGUCAUCCAGGGGCUGCUCAAGAAGUUCAUGGUCGUGGACAACCCCCAGAAGUUUGCUCUCUUUAAGCGGAUCCACAAGGAUGGACAAGUACUCUUCCAGAAACUCUCCAUUGCUGACUGUCCUCUCUACCUGCGCCUGCUUGCCGGGCCCGACACAGAUGUCCUCAGCUUUGUGCUAAAGGAGAAUGAAACUGGAGAGGUGGAGUGGGAUGCCUUUUCCAUCCCUGAGCUCCAGAACUUCCUGACAAUCCUGGAAAAAGAAGAGCAGGACAAAAUCCAACAGGUGCAGAAGAAGUACGACAAAUUUCGACAGCAACUGGAGGAGGUGUUGAGAGAGUCCCAGGGCAAACCUGGGUAACAGACUUGCUUCCUCUUCUCCCCGUGCCCUCAGAUUUAUUUUUAUUGUUAAUUAUUUUUGCAACAGACACUUUUUCUCAGGACAUUUCUGGCGGGUGCACUUGUGCCUGCCCAGCAAUUCCAGAUGUGGCAUGAAGUAUCUCCUAUGGACAAGUAUUUGCACGAGGGCUGAUUCUUCCCCACCAGCCACACGUGCCCCUCAACAGAUUCUGCCAGGGAUGAGAACGCAUGUGAAAUGAACAGUGUUGUCUCCUCUCAGUCUGAAAGCCUUUCACAAACCAAAUAGUUGCCUCUCUGGUCACCAAACUGGAACCAAUCCCAUUAGCCGGCAAACGAAAGUUUUAGAGCUCUGUGCUCUUUCUCUGGCUUUAAUUCUUCAGUUCCCCUUAUUUAUGAACCAAAUAUGGUAUGUGGCUAGCAGGUCUGAGCUAGGCCCCUAAAAGCAGGAUAAUGCUCAUGAAAGGAUUCCCCCCUUGCCCCAAGGGGGUGCAGUGUUCACUGACCCGAUGCUCAGAGCCAAGGUGAGCCAACGGCCACAGAGGUGCAGCCAGCCAGACCUGGCCCUCAUCACCACACAGGCUGUGCACAGGUAAGCCCAAAGGAGUAUGUCUGCAUUGGUCUGGUAUUUCGUCUCCUUUUUGUGAACAGCUGUUUGUUUCUUUAAAUUAUAAAUUUAAUAUUGUCCUCAUCCUCAUGGAUUUCCGCCAAAGGGAAACCAGCCAUUUAUCACUUUAAGUCUCCUGCUGAGUUGGGGGAUUAGGUACUAAAGGAAGCCAAAAAGUGUUACAGAGAAGACAUCCAAGUUGUCUACAGUCUUCCCCCGACCACAGAGCAGCAGGGGCCUGGGCUGCCUGGUUUCCUCCUGUCCUCUUCCUCCUCUCCUCCCUCAGGCUUUGGGAGCGCCAACUGCUGUCCAGGGAGCAUGCUCAGCAAACCCAAGGGCCUUGAUUAAAUCCUCUAACUUGGCCAAUCUUUUCUGUUGGGAAGUGUGUCCUGCCCUUGGCACAGUGUGAGCAAACCCAGGGGCCUAGCCUCCCUGUUGACCUCAGUGCCUUUUUGUUUUCAGAGAGGAGCAGAGCAUGUUUGCUCGGAGCUCAAUUGCAGGCUUGCUCUGGCAGAACAUGAACAAUGGCAGUUUAGGAGACAAGGCCGGUGGAGCACUCACUCAGAAUACGGGCUGAGGGUCACACACCUUCUUCCCAUCAAGCUUUCUAGGCUUUGGCUUCAAGGCAUAAUAUCAGACCACACUGACAGGGAGGUUCAGAUCCAUGAACAUUUGUACUGGCUCCUUGUUUGGGUUCAAACAAAAUAAAUUAGCCAGACAACUCCGGCAAGUCCCCAGGACUGCAAAGACAUUCCAUUGCGGAAGCAGAAAAACUUGUCAUUUUCAAAGUGAGGCCCGUGUUCCAAUCCAGCCUGUGAGACACCAUUUCCUUGCUGUCCUGUGCCUUCCCAGGGCCCUUGGGUUGUUUGGAGCCUAAGCUUCUUUGUGUAGCCUCAGACGAUCACUCCUGACCCACACAGAGCCCACGAGGCUCUAUCAGAGGAAUGCUGAGCCCUUGUUAUACAAACCGCGACCCGUUUGCAGCUGUGAGAGCAGCAGGAGCUGGCAAUUCUAAAAGACUGUGCGCGCCCAAAACCCGUUGUCCACCAUGCUCGGCCUUAUCGCUGCCCUUUCCUCAGUCCCUCUUCCUGCUGCAGGGACAGGUGGGAAGUCAUGUCCCUUUAUCCUGCAUGUCUGUACCAUUAGGAGAAGGCAUGGCUCCUGCUGUAACCGCUGUGAAUGCUGCUGAAAACCUCCUCCAUGGAAGGCUAUUUUAUUUUGCAAAAGGAAAAAAAAAAGUCAUGUAUACGCAUAGAGGCAUAUAACUUUAUAUAAACAACAGGUGUUUACAAACGCAAAGUUACGGGAAAAUUCAGAUUUUAAAACACAGUUAGACACAGGCCCUGUGCUGAGGGUGUGCCUCUGGAGAGUACAUGGAACACCCCUUCCCCAGAGAUGGGUAGGACUGCUGGUAGUGCCUUCUAUGGUUGUAUUGCUCUGUGUGUGUUUAAGGAUAUUGUCUUUCUCAACGUCUCUGUUAUAUGGGCUUAAAAAUCUAAUAAAAGCUUACUAUAAAAAUGA